UCAAAACAAAUGAUAUCAUCGUGUUUGUCAUUUGUACACAAUUCAUAAGAUUUAAAUUGGCAAUUAAUUAAUUGUUUUUGAAUUUAUUGUUCUGUUAAAAAAUGCCUUUGAUAUUGAUGGUUGGCCUACCGAGUAGUGGUAAGACCACAAGAGCUCGUGAAAUUCAAAAAUACUUUACUGAGGAACAGCACAAAGAAGUUAUCUUGAUAUCUGAUAAUGAAAUAAUUUCAGAAAUGAAUAUGGACAAAAAUGUUUUGUAUUUAGAAAUGAAGAAAGAAAAAGAUCUCCGGUCAAAAUUGCAUUCUGAUGCCUUGAAGAGCUUAACCAAAGAAAAUGUUGUAAUAUUAGAUUCUGGAAAUUUUAUUAAAGGAUUUAGAUAUGAACUGUAUUGUUCUUCUAAAAGUUUGAGUACACCAAAGUGCUUAGUUGUAUGUGAUAUAUCAACUGAAAAAGCUUGGGAACUAAAUGAAAAUAGACCUGAACAAGAAAAAUAUGUUAGAAAAACAUUUAAUGAUCUUGUUAUGAGAUACGAAGAACCAAAUCAUUCAAACAGAUGGGAUUCACCAUUGAUAAAUUUACAAUUGGAUGACACUUUGCCUGCUGAAGACAUUCGAAAAGCAAUUUUUGAAGUCGCUGCUCCGAUACCAAAUCAAUCAACCAUAAAUGCACCAUUGAAUUCGAGUUCAUAUUUGUAUGAUUUAGAUCAAAAAACACAAGAAGUAAUUAACUCAAUUAUACAGUUGAAAAAACAAGGCGUGGAAGGAGAAAAUAUUGAAUUAGUAAAUUACGAAGGAAAAUACCUUAAUAAGUUGGACAAAAGCAUCUCAUUAGUGCAACUUGCUAAGUCUAGGAAACAGUUUUUAUCGUAUGCUAAAAGCCACGUUUCAGUUGCAAAUGACCAAUCAAAUAUUGUUAACAUGUUUAUACAAUUUCUGAAUAACACUAUUACUUGUUGAAAAACGUUA
This is a messenger RNA of Melanaphis sacchari, 965 nucleotides long. RefSeq names its product protein KTI12 homolog. The transcript is spliced from 7 exons. The record is from RefSeq and is a predicted model, not a curated record. Lineage: Eukaryota; Metazoa; Arthropoda; Insecta; Hemiptera; Aphididae. The coding region runs from base 102 to 956 and encodes 284 amino acids.